Molecule: messenger RNA, 639 nt
Organism: Heterocephalus glaber (naked mole-rat)
Lineage: Eukaryota; Metazoa; Chordata; Mammalia; Rodentia; Bathyergidae
Source: RefSeq, a predicted model, not a curated record
AUGCUGAAGCCAAGCAUCACUUCGGCUCCCACGGCAGACAUGGCGACACUGACAGUGGUCCAGCCGCUCACUCUGGACAGAGAUAUUGCAAGAACAAUUGAAUUACUGGACAAACUACAGGAAUCUGGAGAAGUAAAAGUGCACAAGCUACAGUCCCUCAAAAAAGUGCUUCAGAGUGAGUUUUGUACAGCAAUUCGACAGGUAUAUCAAUAUGUGCAUGAAACGAUGACUGAUAAUGGCUGUCCUGAAUUCUGUGCAAGGACUAUACCAAAGGCAACAGUUGCAUCUUUUGCAGCUAGUAAAAGCCACCCUCACCCUCAUGUAGUCGAACUGCCAAAGACUGAUGAAGGCCUUGGUUUUAAUAUGAUGAGAGGAAAGGAGCAAAAUUCCCCAAUUUAUAUCUCUCGUAUCAUUCCUGGAGGGGUGGCUGAAAGACAAGGAGGACUCAAAAGAGGAGACCAGCUGUUCUUGGUGAAUGGAGUGAGUGUGGAAAGAGAACACCAUGAGAAAGCUGUGGAACGACUCAAGGCUGCCAAGGACAGCAUCCAGCUGGUGGUUAGAUACACACCAAAAGUGCUGGAAGAAAUGGAGGCUCACUUUGAAAAGCUAUGGACAGCCCGAUGUCGACAGCAGCAGUAA